AUGGUAAAGACCAACUUAUAUUUUCUUGACCUAGUAUUUGUGCUGCUGCAACUAACCCUGGUAUUCGUGAUUCCUGGAUAUGUGCAAGCAUCUUAUACCUCACAUAUACAAGCACCUUACAUGUUACAGACGGAUAGUGCGCCUCGACAACGUCCAGCCGUUCAACGGGCACUCUCAUCGAAUUGGCAGAAUCAAUAUGAAUCAAGAAUGGAGUAUGCAAAGAAGAGCUCAAACGAUCAAAAACACGCAAAUGACGGCUUUAUCGAUCCCAAAACGGACAUCAACUCUCAUGCAUCAGUACCAUCGGGACAAACUGCUCAAUCUCAACAAGCACAAAUGGAAAGAACAAUACUAACUAGAGAAGAUGCACGCAAGCAUCUGAUUGAUUUUCAAAGAGAGCAGCUUGAAUUUACUGCCUUGAUUCAAUGCGCGCACGUCAAUGUAUGUAAAAACGAGUAUCAUUUUAUAAAUGUGCAAAAGAAUCGUUUAAUAAGCCUGUUCAACUAUGUCUAUCUUAUCAAAACAUAUGUUAAAAACAUAUACUACAUGUACAACUUUAUGGACGAAAACCAUCUAAAUGUGAUUUUGCCCGCAAAUUGGAAUAGUGUGAAAAAACGUUUAGAAUCACUUGAUACCGUGCUAUGGCAGAUUGCAAAUGAAUAUGUGCUCUUGGGUUACGAUAACGUAGGCCUUACGAAGGAUAAUCACAGGAUUAUGGGUGUUGAGAUCGGAGAUACGAUCUUAGGCGAUUCUCUGAGUGAACUAGCCAUUGUGCUGAAGAAGUUGAAAGAUCAUAGCAAGAAAGCCGAGAACAAAGGUCGGCAGAUCGAGGAUGCAUUGCGUGCUACUGAAAAUUGUAAUGCUGAGUUCGGGAAGAUAAUGACUGCACUGAAAGGAAGGACCAGGGGCAUGAUUGGUUUUGAAAAAUUUGAUGAUACAGCACUGCAACAAUACAUCGAAAGGGCAAAAGUGCAAUAUCAUGAAGAAAAAACUGGAGGGUUAAUGCACACAAUUGAUCCCUUGGUACAGAACAUACAGGAUUGGAAGGGAUACAUCAACAGGACUGCUGAUUCUAUUUUUAGUGAUCUGAGAAAACGUGGAGAAAAUGAGAUUCUUUCUAAAUCUAUAACGGUGAAGCAACGUAUAGGCAUGAUAUACACUGCACUAAGUGAUGGUAUGUAUGAUUUUGGUAGCGUGUUUGCUAACAUUUACAGGAAAUCGACUGCUCCCGUUCCAAUAUGCAAUGGACCCUCACAGCCUCAACCACUUAAGCAAUCUCAGAAAAAUCAACCUCAGCCACUUAAGCAAUCUCUGCAAAAUCAACCUCAGCCACUUAAGCAAUCUCUGCAAAAUCAACCUCAGCCACUUAAGCAAUCUCUGCAAAAUCAACCUCAGCCACUUAAGCAAUCUCUGCAAAAUCAACCUCAGCCACUUAAGCAAUCUCUGCAAAAUCAACCACCCCGGCCAUUCCAGCAAUCUCUGCAAAAUCAACCACCCCGGCCAUUCCAGCAAUCUCAGCCAUUCCAGCAAUCUCAGCAAUUCCAGCGACCCCAACAAAUGAAACCGACGUUGCAGGUAGACGCUACAGAAAGCAGAAACUUCAAGACCGAAUCUGAUUUUAUGCAAUUUUCUGAAAUAGAAGAUGAAUAUAUCUUGAAGGAACUAAAAAAUAUUGGAUUGUUUGAAGCAUAUGAAGCAAGUAGCGAAUAUGAUAAUACACCCAGAACUGGGUAUCAAAGAUUUUACGGUGAUGAUCACAAUAUCCGUUAUUAGCAGGGCAACCUAGAUUAAAAGUUUAAUGAUGAGGUA
Molecule: messenger RNA, 1809 nt
Organism: Vavraia culicis subsp. floridensis
Lineage: Eukaryota; Fungi; Microsporidia; Pleistophoridae
Exons: 1
Coding region: 1-1773 (590 amino acids)
Molecular function (GO): transcription coactivator activity
Source: RefSeq, a predicted model, not a curated record